This is a messenger RNA of Etheostoma spectabile (orangethroat darter), 893 nucleotides long. RefSeq names its product eukaryotic translation initiation factor 1b-like. Gene Ontology annotation, biological process: translational initiation. Lineage: Eukaryota; Metazoa; Chordata; Actinopteri; Perciformes; Percidae. The record is from RefSeq and is a predicted model, not a curated record. Gene Ontology annotation, molecular function: translation initiation factor activity.
UUAAGGUUUCAAAGAGCUCCAUUUUGUGAAAGCUGUUGAAGCCGAGCACCGUCCCAGUGAAAAGGCGAAAUCUAGAAACGACAAAAAAGUCAAAGUUAGCCAACGAACAGCUCGAUAACCAAGUUAGUAUCCGAAAGGAAAGCAAAUCUUAUCGUAUGUCCGAUAUCCAGAACCUCCAAACUUUUGACCCCUUUGCUGAUGCAACUAAGGGUGAUGACCGCCUCCCAGCUGGGACAGAGGACUAUAUCCACAAAAUCCAACAGCGGAACGGCAGGAAGACCCUCACCACUGUCCAGGGCAUUGCCACCGACUAUGAUAAGAAGAAGCUAGUCAAGGCCUUCAAGAAGAAGUUUGCUUGCAAUGGGACAGUAAUUGAGCACCCAGAGUAUGGUGAAGUGAUCCAGCUUCAGGGAGACCAACGCAAGAAUAUCUGCCAGUUCCUCAUUGAGAUUGACCUGGCCAAGGAGGAGCAGCUCAAAGUCCACGGCUUCUAGAAGCUGCUAGCAGCCCUCUCCCAUUCUCUCCUAGAAGGCCAUUAAACUCCCUCUCCUAUGUGCUGCUGUUCCUCUUCCUUCCCCCUCUCCCCCCCUUGCAACCCCACCAGCUCAUAUUAGCUAACAAAUACCUCUGACAAAUAUGGGAUUCUGUAACACCAACAUCCCCCUACAACACCAGGGGGCAGGCUCGCUCUCGCAAAGACACACCACUGCAGCGCCACACAUCAGGGAUGAGUGGUGAUGACCCUCCCACACACGUCUCCUUUCUUUUCCCCUGUUUAUUUCCUUUUUAAUUUCCUCUUUUUAGGUCUUGUGCCACAACAAAAGAGGCACUGUUUCAUGUAACUUUUUUGUUUUGUACUUAAAGGUGUUUCAAUAAAACGUUGAGUCUCCAUA